This is a messenger RNA of Bubalus bubalis (water buffalo), 881 nucleotides long. RefSeq names its product AKT serine/threonine kinase 2 (gene AKT2). Gene Ontology annotation, biological process: protein phosphorylation. Gene Ontology annotation, molecular function: ATP binding; protein serine/threonine kinase activity. The record is from RefSeq and is marked provisional. NCBI's taxonomy places the organism in Eukaryota, Metazoa, Chordata, Mammalia, Artiodactyla, Bovidae.
UCACCAAGGAUGAAGUCGCCCACACGGUCACCGAGAGCCGGGUCCUGCAGAACACCAGGCACCCGUUCCUCACCGCGCUGAAGUACGCCUUCCAGACACACGACCGCCUGUGCUUCGUGAUGGAGUACGCCAACGGCGGCGAGCUGUUCUUCCACUUGUCCCGGGAGCGUGUCUUCACAGAGGAGCGGGCCCGCUUUUAUGGCGCAGAGAUCGUCUCAGCCCUGGAGUACCUGCACUCGCGGGACGUGGUGUACCGCGACAUCAAGCUGGAAAACCUCAUGCUGGACAAGGACGGCCACAUCAAGAUCACCGACUUCGGCCUGUGCAAGGAGGGCAUCAGUGACGGGGCCACCAUGAAAACCUUCUGUGGGACCCCUGAGUACCUGGCGCCCGAGGUGCUGGAGGACAACGACUAUGGCCGGGCGGUGGACUGGUGGGGGCUGGGCGUAGUCAUGUACGAGAUGAUGUGCGGCCGCCUGCCCUUCUACAACCAGGAUCACGAGCGCCUCUUCGAGCUCAUCCUCAUGGAGGAGAUCCGCUUCCCGCGCACGCUCAGCCCUGAGGCCAAGUCCCUGCUUGCUGGGCUGCUUAAGAAGGACCCUAAGCAAAGGCUCGGCGGAGGGCCCAGCGAUGCCAAGGAGGUCAUGGAGCACAGGUUCUUCCUUAGUAUCAACUGGCAGGACGUGGUCCAAAAGAAGCUCCUGCCACCCUUCAAGCCUCAGGUCACGUCUGAGGUCGACACAAGGUACUUUGACGACGAGUUCACCGCCCAGUCCAUCACAGUCACGCCCCCGGACCGCUAUGACAGCCUGGGCUCACUGGAGCUGGACCAGCGGACGCACUUCCCCCAGUUCUCCUAUUCGGCCAGCAUUCGAGAGUGA